AUGGAUUCGACUGGAAUUCGAACUCGGCUCUGCGAUUCCUCAAUCCAAAGCCAUAUCCAUUACUCACCGUGCCUCCUCUCUCUCUCUUUCCCUCUCUCUUUCUCUCUCUCUCUCUCUCUCUCUUUGGAGUGUAUUUAUCAUAAGUUUCUUUCUUUCCUUCUUUCAUUUCUUUCUUUCUACCUUUCUCUCUUUCGUUCUUUAUUUCUACUCGCUACCCUUCUUUCUUUCUUUCUUUCUUUCUUUCUUUCUUUCUUUCUUGCUUGCUUUUUUCUUUCGUUUUUCUUUCUAGCUUGCUUCUUUUCUUUAUUAUCUUUCGUUCUUUCUUUCUUUUUCUUUCUAUUACUCUUUCUUUCUUUCACUAUCUUGUUCUUUCUUUCUUUUAUCUUUUGCUCUUUCUUUCUUUCUCUAUCAUGUUCUUUUUUCCUUCCUUCCUUCCUUCCUUCCUUCCUUCCUUCAUUCCCUUCCUUCCUUUCCUAUCACCCUGAUUUCCUUCUUAUUUCUUUCUUUCUUCUUCUGUAUAUUCUAAUUUUCUUAGCUCCCUCAUUCUUUCAUUCAUUCAUUCUUUCUUUCUUUCUUUCUUUCUUUCUUUCUUUCUUUCUUUCUUUCUUUACCACAAUCAUUCUUUCAAUAAUUUUUUUUAUCUAUCCUUCAUGUUUAUUCUACUUUCCUUCCUUCCUGGCUUUCUUCAUUCCUUCCUUCGUCCGUCCGUCCGUCUGUCUGUCACUUCUUUCUUUCCUUUUUUUAUAUCUUUCUUUCUUUCUUUCUUUCUUUCUUUCUUUCUUUCUUUCUUUCUUUCUUUCUUUCUUUAGUACACCGCUUCUUUCAUUUCUUUUUCAUCUAUCUUUCAGGUUUAUCGUUUGUUCGUUCGUUUUUCUUUCAUUCUUUCUUUCUUUCUUUCUUCUUUCUUUUCUUUCUUUCUUUCUUUCUUUCUUUCUUUCUUUCUUUCUUUCUUUCCUCCCUCUUUCUUUCUUUCUUUCUUUCUUUCUUUCUUUCUUUCUUUCUUUCUUUAGUACAAUCUUUCUUUCUUUUCAUCUAUUUUCAGGUUUAUCGUUCAUUCGUUCGUUUUCUUUCUUUCAUUCUUUCUUUCUUUCUUUCUUUCUUUCUUUCUUUCUUUCUUUCUUUCUUUCUUUCUUUCACGUCUUUUUAAAUCUCUUUUGCCUUUAUUCUAGUUUCCUCGCUUUCCUUUUUCAUACUUUUCUUUUUUUUUCAUCCCUCUUUCUUUCUUUCUUUCUUUCUUUCUUUCUUUCUUCUUUUUUAAUAUCUUUUUCAUUUCUUUUCAUCUAUCUUUCAGGUUUAUCCUUUGUUCGUUCCUUUUCUUUCUUUUCAUUCUUUCUUUCUUUCUUCUUCCUUCUUUCUUUCUUUCUUUCUUUCUUUCGUUUAUCGUUUUUCGUUCGUUUUCUUUCUUCUUUCUUUCUUUCUUUCCUUCUUUCUUUUCUUUUUCUUUCUUUCUUUCUUUCUUUCUUUCACUACACCGCUUUUUCAUUCUUUUUUUUCUUUCUUUCAGGUUUAUUUUGUUCGUUCCUUUUUUCCUUUCUUUCUUUCUUUCUUCCUUCCUUUCUUUCUUUCUGA
Acanthosepion pharaonis is the source of this 1569-nucleotide messenger RNA. Lineage: Eukaryota; Metazoa; Mollusca; Cephalopoda; Sepiida; Sepiidae. The record is from the annotation of a GenBank genome assembly.